This is a messenger RNA of Durusdinium trenchii, 312 nucleotides long. NCBI's taxonomy places the organism in Eukaryota, Dinophyceae, Suessiales, Symbiodiniaceae. The record is from the annotation of a GenBank genome assembly.
AUGAUCAGAGGACUCUACGCUAGAAAAAAAGCAGCGUGCAGUUUGCACCCCUGGCUACCAUGUGUUUCACCGGUUUUCGCAGUCGUUUGUGUUGCUUCUGCCGGAAACGGCCCAAGGAAGGAAGUGAAAAUCUACUACUUCAAUCUUCGAAAGGAAGUGAAGGAGGGAAAAGAAUCAAAACAGAAGAAGGAGAAGAUGGCAGUCAUGACCCCAUCCCCCAACAAGAUCCAUUGGCAGGAAAGCCCAAGCCCAGAGUGGAUGGAGACUACAGAGACCGACGUGCCCGAUGAGAAGAUGAUCUUCUGGCUUUAG